AUGCCGCACCUCCCGUUAGGAGAAAACAUCCUACACCGGCACCGCCGCGGCAACGCUGUCUCUAAACCGGAAGGCCGUCAUGCCACAGUCAGUCACGAUCCUAUGCGCCAGCACAGCCUCAGCCUUGAGGAUAUUGGCGCCGAUAUACCUGAUAUUCCUCUCCGGCGACAAGGGCCCGUUGCUGCCGGCACUAGCCCUACACCGUGGGAGGAUGAUGGCUCUAACUGGGUCCCCCAGGGCCCUGUAAGCCCAAGAGUGUUGCACUCCAGGAGGAAGCCGAGGUACGAUGAGAAAUGGCCAUGCUAUGCGCCGACGAUGCUGACGAUAUCUUCUCGAAGCCAACACUUGCAGCACACAGAGGUACCGUUGCGGGGAAGAGUGAUCUCACCCGACCCCGACUACACCGCGCCGAGGGGUGCGCAGUCGUUGAGUCCGCCACCAAAGAGUGCCCCAACACGUUCCACGAGGUCGCGAGCCAACUCUACGCGCUCAUCGUACGAGACCAACGCCACGUCUCUGAUCCCCUUGCAGACCAAAGGUCUAGGGGAUGAUGAUCUUUUGGAGCCUAUCCCAGACGAAGAGCUUGAACCUGGCUCCUUCGACCUCGUGGCACCAGACCAGGGAAUCAGCCGGCAGCACUCGCUUGAAACUCGAUCAGAAGUCUUGUUCUCAAAGGAACACCUGAAGGGCAUAUUUUCCGACUACGUGCUUCUUCAAAAGUUCACAGACUUCCUGGCUGAAACGCGCCGCGAGUCCCUGCCGCUCUUGACGUACUACCUCGACUCGAUGAAGGCCUUGCGAGCCAUUGCGUACGCUAAUGCCAUUUCCCGGGCACUGGACGCCACGGAUGGUCAUGACUUCACUAGCGAGGGGCCUGGAAAGACUACUAACACGGCUCUGGAGAAGAAAGCCGAGGCUGCCUUCGAGGCACUGACUCGCGAAGACCUGCCUGCUUACAUCACGCAUCUGUGGACGCAAACAGUCAGUGUGUCGAUUAAGCGACGGAUUACAGGCACUUUGCCCGUCCAACUGCGGGAGAUGUCGGAGGGGCUCGCUGAGGUCUUUUGUCUGACUGACCCUUCUCGACGGGAUAACCCCAUUGUCUUUGCUUCUGAAGAAUUCUACCGAACGACUCAGUAUGGCAUGAACUACGUUAUUGGACGCAACUGUCGUUUCCUCCAGGGGCCGAAGACCAACCCAUUCAGCGUUCAGAGAAUACGGGACAAGUUGCUGGCCGGCAAGGAAUGCUACGAGACCUUUCUCAACUACCGCCGCGAUGGGUCGCCUUUCAUGAAUCUUCUCAUGAUGGCCCCUCUGUACGACAGCCGAGGCACAAUAAGAUACUUCAUCGGGGCCCAAGUCGACGUUUCUGGACUUGUCAAGGAGAGUUCUGGGCUUGACGCCAUGAAGAAACUCAUGGCAGAGUACGAAGCCAAGGAACCCGGCGAUGAUGCUGAUCACAACCCCGAAGAGGAGUCUAAGGAUGAAUUCAAAGAUCUCUGUGAGAUGUUCAACUCGACCGAGCUGGAGACUGUUCGACGGUGUGGCGGGGACAUGUACCGCGUCAAGCAGGAGGAGGCGGACCAGUCCAAUGGCGGGUCAACGAACUGGAACAAGCCUCGCAUCUUGCUGAGAGAGGAGUCACUUGCGGCGCAGAGCCAGCCUUCAUCACCAACAGCAUCCAGCGGCAGACUUACGGGUAUCUACGCGCAUUAUCUUCUUGUCCGACCAUAUCCCAGCCUGCGCAUCCUGUUUGCUUCGCCAUCGCUCCGGGUACCCGGAAUCCUGCAAUCGCCCUUCAUGAGCAAGAUAGGCGGGUCCGAUCGUGUCCGCGAAGGACUCACUCAGGCGUUCGCGGACGGCCAUGGCGUCACAGCCAAGAUACGGUGGUCGUCCAAGCCGGGCGUUGAGGGCCGACCGCGCUGGAUCCACUGCACGCCGCUGGUGGGCAGCAAUGGUGCUGUCGGCGUCUGGAUGGUUGUCCUCGUCGACGACGAGGUGGAUCCCCUCCCGCGGCACAUGCAGGCGCCUGCAGUCAGGGUGCAGCGUCGCAGGACAUCGCAGCCGCCGACGGCACACAACGAGGAUAAUAUGAGCCUACGCAGCUUCGCGGCCAUAAACAGGGAUCCUGAAGCCAGCACUGUUGGCGACGCUCGGCCAGGCAGCCGGGGGACAUGGGGGACCAGCCGCACAGAUCGCCCGGAGACGCCGUACACGCUCCGCCUAGGCGAUGAGUGA
This is a messenger RNA of Verticillium nonalfalfae, 2238 nucleotides long. RefSeq lists its product as uncharacterized. Gene Ontology annotation, cellular component: nucleus. The transcript is spliced from 2 exons. Bases 1 to 2238 code for a protein of 745 amino acids. The record is from RefSeq and is a predicted model, not a curated record. NCBI's taxonomy places the organism in Eukaryota, Fungi, Ascomycota, Sordariomycetes, Glomerellales, Plectosphaerellaceae.